UCAAUCAAUCAAAUUUAUUGCAUAUUCGGCCAACGGCCCUUGCAGAAAUAUUAGAAUAAUUUUACAAAAUUUGUAAUAUAUAGUAUGGAAUUUAGGUUAUGAUUAUAAUUAGAUUUUCCGUAAUGUUUACACUAAAGCAUGUUAGUCAGUGCACAUGUCAAGCAUUUUUGAUACGGACGUCCAAAAUAAGAAUAUAGCUUUACAAUGAUCAAUAUUUAAAAUGCUUUCUUUCAGUAAAUUGACAAGAUCAGUUCCGUGAUGAUUAGUAAGGGAGAAGUUUAGUCUAGACAAUAGAGUUGCACGUUCAAGAGAAAGGGGUUUACAUUCAAAUAGGAAAUGUUGAGCUGAGGUUAGAUUGGUAGAUGUGCAGAGUGUACAUUUCACUGUUAAAAAUGUCAUCAACUUUAUUUUGUGUUAAUAUUCGGGUGACACUGGCUGGGGUAAAAUUUAUACGAGUCAGCAUUAAAAGCUCUACCCAUUACCAGGUAACACGCAAUACAGUGCCAGAAAGGGUAAGAGUUACAAAGUUACCCUGGCUGGCAUUGUGAGCAACCCUGUAAAAAGUUGCCAUUAUAUUUUAACUCGGUGCGAGAUUGUAAAUGGGCGGGAUUUGGUCGAGGCUGCCACUGCGCUCCAUUCAUUCUUCUACUCCUAUACAUCUCGCUUCAGCUUAUUGGCCAGUCUUUGUGAAUUCUUAAUAUUUGAAAAAUUCCGUAAAUAGUAAAUAACGUAAAUUUCGAAAAUGUCAUACGUUGAGGUGCGACGUCUUCUUCAACAGUGCGGUUUGGAGGAUUAUAUCACCAAGUUUGAAGAGAAUCACAUUAACGACGAAGCAGUUUUGGAACUUUCCAAAGAAGACAUGGUCGAUCUCGUUCCAAGUAUAGGACACAGGUCAAAACUCGUCAAAGCAAUUCAUCAACUAAAAACUGGAGCCGUCUACGUAUGUUUUAAAUGUCGAGAUAGUUUUGGUAACUUAGAUUUAUUGUCGAGGCAUUUCAAAAUUGUACAUAAAUUAAGAGGUAACAGUGAGUACAGGUGCCCACAUUGCAAUGGACUUUAUGAAAGGAAAGCUUAUCUUAAACAUUUUAGAAAUGUUUUUAGUCUUCAUACUAAUCUUUUUGAAAUUAAUUUUGACGAUUGUAACAAUCAGGCAGACGUAUUAAAUUGUGAAGUAAUACCGUGUACACCAUGUCCCAUAGAUUCCAAUUUAAAUAGCAAUUAAACCAGAUCAACAAAUCAUUUCGAAUUUUGCAUUUCAAAACUGUUUGCUGCCUUACUGGAAUCUGGAAAAAUUCCAUUGCUCACUUGUAAUAAGAUUGUUUCAGUUGUAAAAGAAAGUGUUGAAGAGGCAAUCAAAUUAUGUUGCUCAAUAGCUGACGAGCAAUUUCAAUGUAGUUCUACUAGAAAUUUUUCGUUGAACAAUGCUCCGUUUCAAAGUUUACUGGCAGUUUUUGACAAAUUUGGAUCUAAAUAUAAAAUGGACAAAUACUUAAUUGCAAAUAAACUUAUGAUCGAGCCUAGAGAAAUUGUGCUAGAUAGUGACAUUAGUUUUCAGUCAAAAAAUAUGAAAUAAAGAUCCCAGGUGUAUAAAGCAAUUUCAAUGCAAUAUGUAUCUAUUCGCGACUCAAUUAAUCAACUUCUGCAGAAGCCUGGAUUUCGAACCAUUUUGCAAACACAAAUGUAUAGCCAUGGGCAAUACUUUUCGUGCUUUAGGGAUGGCAAAUUAAUCAAAAGCUUUAGUCAAAAACCAGAGAAAGAUUUUAUUUUUAUCAAUUUGUAUUACGAUGACGCUGAGGUUGCAAAUCCCUUGGGUAGCAAAAGCGGAAGACACAAAAUUGCGAAUUUUUAUUUUUCAAUACUAGACAUGCCACAACAUUUUCUUUCAAAACUUGAAAACAUUAUGCUAGUUGCGUCAGUAAAAUCAGAAGAUUUAAAAUUGUGCUCCCCAAAUUCUGUGCUCAAAAUUAUCAUGCACGAAUUGAAAGAACUCUGGGAAGAUGGAAUUAAAUUCAGUGCUAAUGGCGAGGAAUUUAAUUUUAAAGUAAUUUUGGCGCAGGUGUCUGGGGACAAUUUAGGGCUGCAUUCCGUUUUAGGUUUUUCGGAAGGGUUCAAUGCAAAUUUUCCUUGUCGUAGAUGUCGAAUGCAGAAAAGGAAUGCCAGACAACGUGCACUGAGGUCAAAUCUAAUCUCCGAAAUGUCGCAAACUUUGAAAAUGACAUGAUAAUUAACAAUUUGAGUGAAACCGGAUUGAAUUUUCGCUGUAUUUUAAAUUCUCUUCCGUAUUAUCAUGUCACAAUUAACUUUGUAUUUGACAUUAUGCACGAUAUAUUUGAGGGCGUGGUCCCAGAUUUAUUUCAUGCUGUAACUAACUAUCUAAUUUCUGUUAGGAAGAUGACUAUUGACACAUUGAAUUACAGAAUAGAAUCGUUUGAUUUCGGGCGACACUACAAUAAAAGUCGCCCUUCACAAAUUAAACCAUCUUUCAUGAAAGGUGACACUAAAUCCGGACAAAAUGCGUCACAAAACUUGUGUUUGGUUCUUUUCCUUCCGUCGAUUUUGGGAGACCUCGUGGACCCAUGUGACAAAGUUUGGUCUCUCUUUCUGCUUCUAAACGAAAUUGUCCGAAUUUUGUUAGCAAGCAAUAUUUCCAAGGGUGGAUUGGUACUCUUGGACUCGUUGGUCGCCGAAUUUUUGCAUACAUAUCAAGUCUUGCUGAAAAAACGUUUAAAACCUAAACAGCACCAUAUGAUUCACUACAGCUCCGCUAUUAAGCAGAUUGGCCCUCUUAGAUAUUUUUGGAGCAUGCCUUUUGAAGCUCGACAUAAAUUUUUUAAGACCACUGCCCACGCCAGUGGUAAUUUUAUAAACAUUUGUAAAUCUCUUUGUUAUCGAUUUCAACUCUCCCGUUGUUUCAGAUUAAUGGGCGUAGACGCAUUCACUCCUCACAGUUUUGCAUUUAAUGGCUGCCAAACAAUUUUAUUGUCAGAAGUACAGGAUAGUGGAAUAAUUGCAAAAUUAUUUCAUAAGAAUUUGUUGGAUCAAAUUACAGUGACCGAGAGAGUGACGCACAACGGAUCAAAUUUUGAGUUAGGUAGUUUUGUUUUGUUAAAUUAUUGCAACAAUAAUCCUGAGUUCGGGUGCAUUAAAUUGAUCAUGAUGGAAGUGGAAGAGUGCUAUUUGUUGGUUAGUAAAUAUCUACGCAAAUUCAUUGAUCGUGUAUCUGGUUUUCAGCUUUUGAAUUCGGAUUCCUUGUUGGUGAUAAAUAUUAGCGCUAUAAAAUAUUUCCAAUGCUUCUAUGAGACGAUUUCGUUUGAAAAUGACACACAAAGAUAUAGUAUAUUACCAUUUAAAUGUAUAUAGUUAUGCAUUUACAAACUUAAUGCUAUGCAUAGAUUUCGACUAUUUUAAAUUAAUUCUGUUCGUUAAAAAUGAACGUAUGUAUAUGUAUUUAUGUAGAAAUCGCAAUCGCCAAUUACGUUAUUAGUUAAUAUUGUUUGUAUUUAUGUUGUAUGUAUGUAGGAAUCACAAUCGUCAGUUUUUAGUUAUUCAUUUAUUGAUGAGAAGGAAAUGAGAGAAAGGGGUCUAAAUUUAUCACCAAACCUGUUCCGUAAAAAACAAGCUGGAAAUUUGCAAACCUCACCUGGCUCCAGUCCGCAGCUGAUUAUUGUUAAUCAACCACAGCAGAACGUUAAUCAGGAUUACAUCAAUUCGGAACUCACUUUUAAUGUAAUUUCAACUUUGGACGAACUAUCCAGACCAAAUUCUCCAGUAUUACCAUCAGCCAUGGCUAACGCUACAUUAGUGAAUAAUGACCAGCUAAUUACGAUGACGGAGAAAUUCACAACAGUGCAGGAAUCCCAGUUGGAAACAUAUGUUAUGCCGGAUGUAAACCAGCGAGCGAUCGUUUCUAAACCCCAAAAGCCAUAUUAUGGAUUUGAUCUUAAUACCAUUUUGAGAGACAACGAGCAGGCCCGACGCAUCGUGGAAGAAAAAAUUCCAUCUAACGAAUUCAUACUUCGCAGCGACCGCAUAGCCGUAUGUAAUGUUCUGAUUGACGCAAUCAUUAAAAUUCUUGGGACAAACCCAAGUAAGCAAGCAAUGGAACAUCUGGCGGUUGAUCUUGUAAAAUCUUAUCCAUCGCUUGGUGACCCAAGAAAGAAAAGUCUUGGGGCCUGUAUGUGGUAUCAAAGUUCGGCAUUUGGGGGUGGACCUGCUGGCUUCCUCGAAGAAAGGUUGAAAAACCAAAGGAAGAAAUUGGAAUUAAACCAUGUGGACAUUGUUGAUAAUGUUGACAUUUGCACUUUAUCCUGGGAUUCUGAGAAUGAAGAAGAAAAUCCAGAGCGGGAUGAAAAGAUUUUGGAAUAUCUUCGCCAAAACAGAGGAGAAGGUGUAAUUUCCAGUAUGAAAACUACGGUUUUUAUGCGGAGAACUGUCAUCAGACAUGAACUCAAGGAUAAUUUAGCUGGUUUCCUGAGACUUCCGGGGAUUCUUCCACGUUUGUUUGACAUGGAGGGAAUGAUUGUACAAGACUUCGACUUAAGGCAUCCCGCGCUAAAACUCGUCAUCUAUGAUCGCUGGCCUAAGGCGUCAAAACUGCUGCUGAACUACGCGGAGAAAAGUGGCGUGGAUUAUGUUAGAAAACUAGAUAUUCAUAAACCACGCUGCGAUUUGACUGACAAUGACGUGUCCUUAAUGGCUUAUGCCCUGCUGCCUUACAUUCUUCCGUCAUGCGCAAGAAAAAUCGCAACAAGAGUGGAAGUCGUAAAUGAAGACGAAGAUGAAGUCAGUGCACCUCAGCCAAAACGAUCCAAAAGCAGUAAAUUGCAAAAGGGCCGAAACAAGGCUCCAUUAACCGCCCAGUCUAGAACUGUGAAGGCAUCGGAUCUCGACUCGAGGAACAGCUUGAUUUUAUUCCGCUCGAAAAAUACGCAUGUGUCUAGCGUUUUAAGUGAAAAUAAGAACCCUGCACCAUUUAUAUUGGCAUUGGGAUCGACAUUUGACCUCAAGAUGGAGUCAUUCUUUGUAAUUUUGGAUAAAUUUGCCAUUCCUUGUGGAAACAGUUUCAUGUUGGCCUUAGAUACCUGCCUUAAAAGUUUUACCGUUUUCUAUCUGCCUCCUCCCGUCGAAUCAAAAGGUGUUUGGCAAUUUCUUCAAUACGGGAUUGCUGGAAAACCUUGCGAGAAUGAAGUUUUGUCACCAGCCGUACAAGCUCUCAUUGGACAAAUAAUGCCUAGGUUGUGAUUAAUUAUAUAGUCAAUUACAUAUGUAUUUGUUAUUCAAUUAACCUAUUUGUUAAUUAAUAAAUGGGAUAAAUAUUUUAAAAUGCGAA
Molecule: messenger RNA, 5329 nt
Organism: Folsomia candida
Lineage: Eukaryota; Metazoa; Arthropoda; Collembola; Entomobryomorpha; Isotomidae
Exons: 10
Coding region: 3568-5241 (557 amino acids)
Source: RefSeq, a predicted model, not a curated record